This is a messenger RNA of Lepus europaeus (European hare), 999 nucleotides long. Its product is annotated as olfactory receptor 10R2. Gene Ontology annotation, biological process: G protein-coupled receptor signaling pathway. Bases 1 to 999 code for a protein of 332 amino acids. NCBI's taxonomy places the organism in Eukaryota, Metazoa, Chordata, Mammalia, Lagomorpha, Leporidae. The transcript has 2 exons. Gene Ontology annotation, cellular component: membrane. The record is from RefSeq and is a predicted model, not a curated record. Gene Ontology annotation, molecular function: G protein-coupled receptor activity; olfactory receptor activity.
AUGGAGGAAGCAGACCAUGAACCAGUGAGUGUGAGAAGUCACCAAAAACCAGAAAAGAUCUUGGCAGAAAACCUCACCAUGGUCACUGAGUUCCUGUUGCUGGGUUUUUCGAGCCUUGGUGAAAUUCAGCUUGCCCUCUUUGUGGUUUUUCUCAUUCUCUAUCUCCUCAUUCUUAGUGGCAAUGCCACUAUUAUCAGUGUCAUCCACCUGGAUCAGAGCCUCCACACACCAAUGUAUUUCUUCCUUGGCAUUCUAUCAACAUCCGAGACCUUCUACACCUUUGUCAUCCUACCCAAAAUGCUCGUCAAUCUGCUGUCUGUGGCCAGAACAAUCUCCCUUAUCUGCUGUGCUAUUCAAAUGUUCUUCUUCCUGGGUUUUGCUAUUACCAACUGCCUGCUGUUGGGUGUGAUGGGCUAUGACCGCUAUGCUGCCAUUUGCCACCCUCUGCAUUACCCACUCCUUAUGAGUUGGCAAGUGUGUGGAAAACUGGCAGCUGCCUGUGGAAUGGGAGGGUUUUUGGCCUCACUUACAGUGGUAAAUUUAGUUUUUAGCCUUCCUUUCUGUAGUGCCAACAAGGUCAACCAUUACUUCUGUGACAUCUCCCCAGUCAUUCGUCUGGCUUGUACCAAUACAGAUGUUCAUGAAUUUGUCAUAUUCAUCUGCGGGGUUUGUGUACUUGUGGUUCCGUUUUUCUUUAUCUGUGUUUCUUAUCUCUGCAUUCUGAGGACUAUCCUGAAGAUCCCCUCUGCUGAGGGCAAACGGAAAGCCUUUUCCACCUGUGCCUCUCACCUCACUGUGGUUGUUGUUCACUAUGGCUGUGCUUCCUUCAUCUACCUGAGGCCUACAGCAAACUAUGUGUCCAACAAGGACAGGCUGGUGACAGUAACAUACACCAUUGUUACUCCAUUACUAAAUCCCAUGGUAUAUAGCCUCAGAAACAAAGAUGUCCAACUUGCUAUCCAAAAAAUGUUGGGCAAGAAAGGAUCUCUAAAACUAUAA